Boleophthalmus pectinirostris (great blue-spotted mudskipper) is the source of this 6093-nucleotide messenger RNA. RefSeq names its product calmodulin regulated spectrin-associated protein family, member 3 (gene camsap3). Gene Ontology annotation, biological process: negative regulation of microtubule depolymerization; cytoplasmic microtubule organization; neuron projection development. Bases 337 to 4593 code for a protein of 1418 amino acids. Gene Ontology annotation, cellular component: microtubule minus-end. The record is from RefSeq and is a predicted model, not a curated record. The transcript is spliced from 17 exons. Gene Ontology annotation, molecular function: microtubule minus-end binding; spectrin binding; calmodulin binding. NCBI's taxonomy places the organism in Eukaryota, Metazoa, Chordata, Actinopteri, Gobiiformes, Gobiidae.
GGCUGCGCAGCGCACUGCGAGCCGAUAGCAAUGCGGACGAAGAAAGGCAAAAACGGUUGGGAUUCGUUUUGUUUUUUGUGUUUUGUGAGUUAAUUGCGCGUUUUGACACUACAAGACGAAACUUCUGAAAUAAUCCGCGGUCUGAAUCUCCAGACAGGGGGCUUAAAACGGUUUGAAUGCUGCUCCGGGGCGGAAAUUUUCCUCAUAAACCCAUACCAACCCACAUCCGUAUUUUCUCGGCGUUGGACUAUUCUACUCCAAGGAUGAUUGCUUGAUAUUUGUGUACUAAAGCGUCCAGAGGUAUUUUGCCACGGAUCUAGCCGUUUUAUACUCACUAUGGGGGACUCGCCUACCAUGAGGAAGACGUUUGUGGUCCCAGACAUAAAGCCAUUGGAUUUGUAUGACUGUUCUAAAGCUAAAAUAUGCGCAAGUGUCGGAUGGCUUCUGGCGAAGUCGUACGGCAGUGCAGAGAAUGUCCCGGUGGAGCUUCGUGACCCCUUCUACUGUGACCAGUAUGAACAGGAGCACCUUAAACCACCAGUCACACGCCUCCUCCAGUCCUCUGAGCUCUACUGUCGCACCUAUGGCCUGAUCAUGGGGGCGAACCAGGCCGACUCACAGCCAAAAGACAAUGUGGCCCUGUUUCAGCUUUGUGCUCAGAAAGGAAUCACCUGCAAAGACAAAGAUGUUCCAGUAACUGACAUGGACCUGCGGCAAAAACCUAUCAAAAUGAGUGCGCACCUUGCAUUGAUAGAUGCCCUGAUGGCCAUGGCAGCCAUGGAGACACUAGCAGCAGUGAAGCGGUGUGAUACUGUGGAGUUGCAAAGCAGUUGGGAGGACACUGUACUUCAGUGGGUGAACAAGUUAAAUCAGAAACUCAGAGAACGCACAGACGAUGACGAAAGUGACACAUCUCAAUCCUUCACAGAACCUCAACCUGUCCAGCCUUCUCUUCGCUACAGGAAAGAUAAAGUCCAGUCCAGACAGAAGCCUGUGUUCCCAGUGGUUAAUGACGUCAGAGACUUGUCCAGUGGCUGUGCCAUUGUUGCUGUUAUUCAUUACUAUUGUCCCGACCUGUUAAGACUUGAAGAUGUAUGUAUGAAAGAGUCUAUGUCUGUAGCAGACAGUGUAUACAACCUGCAGUUCAUCCUAGAGUUUUGUGACAGUUGUCUGAAGAGCUGCUGCCACUUGACACUGGAGGACAUGUUGUACAUGCCCCAAGAACUACAGGUAAAUGUGCUAAGUUUCUUAGUAGAGCUGCUAAACUGGUUUGAAGUACAGAGACCUGACUUUGUUCAGCCAGUUGACACAUCAGAUGGCACCCCAGUAAAGUCAAAUAGCACUAUCAGUACUUCCCCUUCUAUUUUUAAGAAGCCCUUCCUUCCUAUAUCCACAUCUGCGACAGGAUCUUUGUCUCAGUCUACCUCAAUGUCUCAUAUAGAAGGAGUGGGAAAAACGUGGAGCAAGAAAUCUCUCAGCCAACCACUGUCAGCAGUGUCCUUUAGCAUUCCCUUUGGCCUGGACAGUGAUGUAGACAUUGUGAUGGGAAAUCCAGUAAUAACACGCUCUGUGAGUUCAGACCAGCUAAAUCCAGGAGUCCAGGCAAGAGUACCCUACACUCCUCCCGAAGACGUCAGCCAUGUGGUCAACAAACCUGGGGGGCAUAAUGGACCUCAGAGGGCAUCAUGGGGCACCCAGUCUAUACAUAUUCCUAAAGUGGCAGAGGAGAAUGGCCUUGAUGUCAGUGAAGCAGGUGAGCUGCCCACAAUCGAGGAGGCUCUUCAAAUCAUCCACAACGAGAGCAAAAUGGAGCAGCGACUCCACCCUGAUGGUGCCCCGGAUGGCUUCUACCUCCACUCCCCUGAUGAUCCUGCCAGCUCUCGAUACACCAACAGCUUGUCCUCUGUCAGCUCUUCUGCUCCUUCACGCUCAGGAAUGAUGUUCAGGCCCACUGGGCCCAAAGAUCCCAAACGCACGAGAAACGCCUCUGAAUGUUCACGAGAUGAUGACUCUGUUUUAAGAGAUGGUAGUGUUGACUCUGAUGCCUCAGAGGACCUGCCUAAGACCCAGUCCACUCCAGCCACACCAGCCAACUCUGUUAGAAGCAAAGAAGCACCCGACAGUGGUGUUAAAAUGACCAGCUUUGCAGAACGCAAGAAAAAACAGUUAUUAGAUUCUCCCAAGUCUAGUGAACCAUCAUCUCCUCAGAUGACUUCAUGGACACAAAAAUCUGAAGAAAGUCCAAGCAAAAGCCCACAGCUAAAUAAUGAGAUGUCGGAGCUCGGUGUUCGACUUGAGGAAAAACGCAAAGCCAUUGAAGCUCAAAAGAAACGUAUAGAGGCCAUUUUUGCAAAGCACCGGCAAAGAUUAGGUAAAAGUGCCUUUUUACAACUGAAGAAGGAGCAGGAAGAUGAUGGUACAGGUGAAGAAGAAAGUGGUCAAGUAACCGCUUCAUCUACAGAGGAUGAUCUUUCACAUAUGGAGGACGGACUGAAUAACAUGGAUGUUGAUGAUCCAGGUGUGCAGCUCCCAUCAGCAUCAGGACAAGUUAAUGCACAAGGAGGACAAGCACUUAACAGACAAGUCCUUCUGUCCAAAGAAAAGCCAAGCACCCCUGAGAAUUCUUUCGGACAAUCUAAUGAAAAAAUGGCAGCUCCUCUUGGAGACUAUAACAAUGCUGUUUCCAAGCUGACGGCAGCACUAAGCUCUUUACAAAGUGAUAUGCAGCGACUGACUGAACAACAAAACCAAUUUAUGAAACCUGCCUCACCGAGUAACAAGUCAUGGACAAUACCUGCUAGCCCUAAAACCUCUACCCCAGCACCUCCCUCCUCUCGUCUCUCCAGAGAGUCUACUCGAGAGUUCAGUUCAUCUCCCAGCGCUCCAUCUCCAUCACGUAGAAUCAUAAAUCACAACACCCCCCCAAAAUCUCCUAAAAUGGUACAACGGAGAGCUCAGUCCGUGCCCCCCAAGAGUCCCAAACACAACCAAUAUAAUCGCCAGCCGGAUAUAAAGGUCCCAACAAUGUCACGAGUUCUUAAUCCACCCCAGAAUGUAGACCGCAUCCCUCAUCUUCGUCGGGUCAACCCUUCACAAACUCAGGUCCAGACUUCUUCCUCAUUUUCCAUUGGUGACGCAGAAAAUCUUGAUGAUUUGCGCUCAUUUGGUCCAACCCCUGUGGCCACACCAGCUCUGUCCCCAUCAUCCAGCCCAGCUCCACAACUCACGACAGAAGACGUCCUGUCCGAAGUGGGGUCCGCAGACGAUCAGAGUAUUUUUAGUAUGGACUUUGAGGCAAGACCCUCCUCUUUGCCUAAAAAGGACAGGUUAACUGGUGGUGGCUGCAGCUCAGGAGCUCCUUCAGAGUGCUCCUUUGAGAGUGAUGCACCUGCAACAGGACUGAAUGGAAAACGUGGUAGCCUGAUUGAGAUCUCCCUUUCGGCUUUGAGAGGAGAUGGAGAGGAGGAGGAAACAGGAGCUGAUGGUUUAUCUGAUUCAGUAAGUGAGCGGGCCGAGUCUGAGCUCAGAGGAGGCGUGGGAUUCUUUUUCAAGGAUGAUAAAGAGCGAACAGAAGAUGAAAUGGCUCAACGUAAAGCUGCACUUCUUGAAAAACAACAGAAAAGAGCUGAAGAGAUGAAACGGCGCAAACUGGAGCAGGAAAAGGAAAAAGAGUCCAACAAGCCACAGUGGAUGAUCAUUGAGGGUUGGGGAAACAAACCUGAUGAGCAGCCCCAGACUCCUGGCACACCCACCACUCCACGCACCCCGCCGGCAGAGGGCACUCCACAGCGCAGAGGGGACUUCACCAGGCAGGAGUAUGAGAGGCGACACCAGCUGAAGAUCAUGGAAGACCUGGGCAAAGUGCUCAAGCAGAAACCCACCACUGUCCGCGGAGUCAAGAAACAGAGACCCAAAACUGUCUUCAGGGAUGACUCUGUGCUGUCAAACAGCCCUGCUAAAGGCUUGAUGGGCAACAAACUGAGCAAAGUAUACUCUCACUCCAGCAUGAACUUGUCUUCAAUGGCGAAUGACACAGGAGGGCUUUCUGUCAGAAAGUCUCCCAGCCGCUCUCACUCUCCUGCACGUCACCGGUCACCGGGACGACGAGGGUCCCAGAAUGACUGGGAAAAUGGCUCCACUAUUUCAUCACCUGCUUCAAUACCAGAAUAUACAGGACCAAAGCUGUACAAAGAACCAAGCUUUAAGUCCAACAAGUUUAUAAUCCAUAAUGCAAUCACUCGCUGUUGCCUGGCUGGGAAGGUCAAUGAACCACAGAAAAACAAGAUUGUGGAGGAAAUGGAAAAGAGCACAGCCAACCACUUCCUCAUACUAUUCAGAGACUCCAGCUGCCAGUUCAGAGCCAUUUACACCAUGAACCCAGAGACUGAGGAGAUGGAGCGACUCACUGGCAUAGGACCUCGAAUCAUUACUCCUGAAAUGGUUGAGUCUAUUUACAAAUACAGCUCUGAUCGCAAACAAUUCACUGUCAUACCGUCCAAAACUAUGUCUAUGAGUGUGGAUGCCAUCACCAUACCCGGCCACUUUUGGCAAAAACGACCAGGGACUCCGAAGAAGCUUGGGACCCCAAAAUGAAGCCUACUUAAGAUAAUCUGUCCUUAUUCAGGACCAUUCAUCAAGUGUAUGGCCAGUGUGGCACUUGUGGUACCUCCUUAAAGAAGCUGCUGACUGUGUAAUUUUAAACGGCUUUCAGUGUGAGACUUAUUUGGUAAGAUGCAAAGAGACAAGGCCAAACACUAUAGUUAUAAUAGUUGGACUUUUAAAAGCUUAUGAUUGGAGCCUCUGAAGGUCAUUAUUGAUUGUAAAAUGUAAAAAAAAAAAGAAAAGAAAAAAAAAAGAUUUGCCUGAAAGAAGUUUUCCAUUGUAAUCAUUACUCUGACUCAUAGAUGAUACUAGAAGAGGUACCUGACUGCCUUUGCCCACAAAUUUUGGGAAUAGAAAGGUGAUCUCUUGAGUUUUGCUGGCUCUCUUCUUGCUGCCUUUACCUCUUCCAGGGCUCAUAGCUAAUGUGUCUCAGCUGAAAAGACAGUGCUGUUUGUAUGUGGGUUUGUGAAUGUAAGGUCCACAGUGACCGCUCUGUUUGGUGAAGGGCCAGGAGCUGUAUUAGGGCUGCACUAUGCUGCUGCUCUCGUCAGUAGACAUAACUGCCCAUGCUUCAGCUUCAGCAAAUUUUGCUUGACAAUUCAUAGUAUGUUUGAAACUGAGUGAAGAAUGGCAUAAAUGAAUGAAUGAAUUCAUCCUACAUUGUGAUUACAAUGCUAAAAUGUAAUCCUAAUCUUAUUUUAAAACAAAACUAAAAGAUGAAGGAAUUGAAUGCAUUUUUCCUCACAUUAAUUUGUAUGACCUUAUAAGUUGAUUUUUGUAAGCUACCAGUAAGCUAUAGCUGCUUGAAGCAUUGCAAGGUGUAUGAUUUAAGAAUGAAUGAGUAAGACUGGUUGUUAAAUCUUUGAAAGCUUUUGUUUAGGGAUCAAUAAAUCCUUGAGGUCACUUGUCUGGUCCCUAUUUCUAUUUUGUUGAAGCAAGCUCGAAGGAUCCUUGUAAGCAGCCCCUCUUGUUUUCCAGACCCACUUAAUGUAAUUAAUUCCUUCUCAUUGGGCCAGUAUGUCCACACAGUAAUGAGCUCAACAGGAUUCUGCAGAGGCUGGUGGUUAGUGCCAUAUCACUACAUAUUACCAGAAGGACACUGGGCCACUCCUUUCUUCAGUCUUAAGCACUACAGUAGCAGCUUUGGUGGCACUGCCUUUUCCUCAAAUAGUGUAGAUAAUAAUUACAAAGUAGCAUUUAUGAAUGAUGGUGAAAUAAUCUAAAAGAGUGAGUGGAUAAUUAUUGUAUGAUUUUUUAUUUUAUUAUUUAUAUAUUUGUUCCCACACAGGUAUUUAUAUUUAUUUAGUCUUAGCCUUAGAAAGUGAAUUUAAUGUUAAGUUCUGAUUCAUUUCUGCUUUGGUUAAGGUUUUGUUAUGUCAUUCAUUUCAUGUCAGCCAUUCAUGUCAUUGUUCCUUAGUUUUUGUUCUAAGAUUGAGCUUUGCAAUCAUGUGUAUUCAUUUCAUAAAGUGUCAUUGAUAACUGGAACAGAAA